GGUAGAUGUCAUUGUGCAGACCGGUUCUGCUGGCAACUAAGGUGUCGCUCUUCCUUGCCUCGUUCCUGUUGUGCUGAUCACAGACGUUGCAGGCUGUUUUCCAUCAGACUAAACCAUGCUCCGCAUAGUCAGACAGCUAUUUGGCGGUUCUCUUCUCAGAUACCAAAAAUUCACCUCUAAAAUCGUCCAACCGGCCGGCACGUUAACAAAAACACGAAGACGACUGAUGACUACUUUCGUCGCCUCCGCUGGUCUAGCUUACGUCAUAAAGACAUCAGUUGGCGAUAACAGAAAAGAUGACGGUGAAACAGAAGGCAAGGAACCUUUACGUGAGUGGACAGUUGAUGUUCAAUCCGAUGACCCAGGGAAAGAGAACUUGGCUUCAGUCUCAGAGGCACUAAAAGGAGAUAAAACUCUUCAUCUGAAGAUUAAAGAGUUUCUAAUACAGGAGAAAGACACACAGAAGGCAAAGGUGGUAAACGAUCUGGUGCACGGUCACAUUGAGCUUCAUCCUCUUUGUGUCGCCAUCAUAGACACCCCAGAAUUCCAGAGACUGAGGUACUUGAAACAGAUGGGGACUUGUGACUUCGUCUACCCUGGUGCAGUCCACACCCGCUUUGAGCACUCACUUGGGGUGUGCCACCUGGCUGGGCAACUUUUAAAAAGAUUACAACGGAAGCAGCCAGAAUUGAAGAUCACCGAAAAAGACAUACUAUGUGUUCAGAUUGCGGGCCUUUGUCAUGAUAUGGGUCAUGGGCCUUUCUCGCACAUCUUUGACACUCUUUUCAUUUCCUCUAUCGACAGCAACAGCAAAUGGAAACACGAACAAGCAUCAGUUCACAUGUUCGAGCACAUGUGCAAGAAUGAAAAACUGAGAGAGAUGUUUAAGGCCUGUGGCCUUGACGACAAAGACCUCGAUUUCAUUAAGGAACAGAUUGAAGGUCGACGUGCUGUAACGGUCACUGACUGGCCAUAUAAGGGAAGACCAAAAGAAAAGGCUUUUCUGUAUGACAUCGUAGCUAACAAAAGGAACGGAAUUGACGUGGACAAGUGGGACUACAUCAGUCGGGAUAGCCUCCAUCUCGGGAUGAAGAGCAACUUCGACCAUCUCCGCUUCAUUCUCUUCGCGCGUGUGAUUUCUGUGAACAACGAGCCUCAGAUAUGCCUUCGAGACAAAGAAGCAUACGGAAUUCAUCAGAUGUACGAGACUCGUUACAUUCUCCACAAAAAGGCUUGUCAGCACAGAGUCACCAGCGCCACCAGCCUCAUGAUCGCCGAUGCACUGAAAGAGGUGAAUGAAGUGAUAAAGAUACCUAAAGAAGAUGGGACGAAGAUCGAGAUGUCAAAAUGCAUCGCUGCAGACAAUAUGGACGCAUACACGAAUCUGACAGAGGAUAUUCUCCAUCAGAUUGUCCUCAAGUCUGAUCGCGGUGAUCCUCGUCUUGGGAAAGCUAAAAAGAUAAUACAAGAUUUAUGGAGUCGAAAUUUAUACAAGUUUGUCGACGAAAGUUCGCCUAUUAAAGGCCGGCAUUACAAAGAUGCACAGAAGAAGAACAUUGCAGCUGAGAUAAAGGACUGUAUCAACGGAGAUGGAAAAGCAAACCCAAAAGACGUGGAAGACCUUCUUAACAAAUUUAACGAACACGUGGCAGUUGAGAUCUUGAACUUCGAUUAUGGAAUGAAGGGACAGAACCCAUGGGAACACAUCCAUUUUUAUACCAAGGGAAAUCUGGACGUCGCCACACCUAUUUCAAUAGAAAAGGUUUCAUUUCGUUUACCAAAACAUUUUGAAGAACAAAUCAUUCGGGUAUUCUUCAAGCCGACUGAUGCUCCCAAAAAAGACGAAAUGUACUGUAGACUUCUUCGUGAAGCCUUCCAAGCUUGGAGCAAGGGAAAGAAGCGAGAGUGUUUGGAUUCGGAGAGAUAUAAAGUAGCCGGGUCAAGCGCAGAUUUAAGUCCGGACUUAUUCCUAACCAGUGCCUCGGCGGAGAAGAGAAAGGAAACACCGGAAGACAACAGUGGAAGGAAUAUCACAUCAUCGCAAAGCAUUUUAGAGAUUACGACCCAAGCUCCGCCCUCUACCACUACAUCGACUGACCUUGAGAGGUCGAGCACCGAAAGAACUGAUAGAAAAAUUGAAGAUGCAGAUUCAGGUUCAACCCGUGUUCCAUCUAACAUGAUGCCUUCAGGUUUAUUGAGGAACAAGUCGAAGGCAGACUGUACAAAAAACUCAUGUGAGAUAUCCCAGAAAAUCAACAGAAUGACCUUUACUAUUGAACUUCCAGGGAAAAAAUGCAAGCCAAAAGAGCAAAUGGAAACUUUAAACCUGGUGCAAAGAGCAAUGAUAUUACCUUCAUUCAUGUUAAUAUUUGAAUUUCUAGUGAAGUUUCUAGUCUAUAUAAGGAGACUUAAAACCGCUUACUAUUAUUAUAGAUAAAAUGCCAACUCAAACAUGAAGAUAAAAACUAGAAAAGACCUGAAACAGUUGAACAUUAUGGCUGACAUGCCAUAAAGUUAGUUUAAUUCUGUACAAAUGAUUAAGAUUUUGUUGAAAUAUACAGAAUUAAAAAUCACUGACAUGAUACCAAUCCAAGCACUAAGAUAAAAGCAAGCAAAGAACUGAAACCACAUGUACAUUAUAGACUGACAUUAAAAGCAUCCAGACAUCUUUUUCCAGAAAUGUGAUGAUGAGCUAAGACUUCAUUAGCUCUUGUCCCCAAUGAACCUAAGUCCUCUCGACACUAUACGGUACUGUUUAAAGGAGUUGUUAACACUCGUGUUAAUUUAUAACAUGUUUCUUACCAUUUACAGACUUUCUUAAUUAAGAACUAGGUUGCUAUUUUAUCUAUACAGAUCUGUAGAUGUGUAAUUUAAUAAUAUUAUAAAUGUUUAUUUUUACCUUUACUAAAAUGCUUACACGAUUUCUUUUUUUUGCACAUCAAGAACGUCGUCAACUUUCUCCAAAAAUUUCUUCACCCUCCAAAUUAUUUUUUUCCUCUCAAAACUGAAGCUCAAAAUCGUUCUUUUGUUUGAUGAUGUCACAAAACUUUCUGCACAGAGAAGAAGCCUUAUAGACAAAUACGACUGUUUUAAUGUUGUAGAAUGAAAGUAAUUGAAUAUUUAUAUUGAAAUAGUACACAAUCUGAGUACCGUGACCUCCAUGUUCUAUAAAUACCAAGGUGAGAGAUACAAACUUUGCAGAAAUGCUCAAGUCCUAAACUGGACGGAUCUUGCCACCAUAAGCAUGGUGGAAUGUGAAGUGGUUGAUGUAGACACUCUCUGUAUAUAUAUAUAUCUUCUUGUGCUAAUAUUGUGAAAUAUCUGGUGUCUAGUUUACUUUUCAAAAUCUAUGCGUUUAUAGGAUAUGCUGCUUUCUUCUGAACUCAAAUUUUAAUUCUUUGAUGUGAAUAGCACUUGACCCCUUGAAGGGGGAGUAAUAGACAAGAAAGUAAAAUCUAUAGUUUUAAAAGUAACAGUUGUGUUAA
This is a messenger RNA of Pomacea canaliculata, 3485 nucleotides long. Its product is annotated as deoxynucleoside triphosphate triphosphohydrolase SAMHD1-like. Gene Ontology annotation, biological process: dGTP catabolic process. NCBI's taxonomy places the organism in Eukaryota, Metazoa, Mollusca, Gastropoda, Architaenioglossa, Ampullariidae. The record is from RefSeq and is a predicted model, not a curated record. Bases 116 to 2437 code for a protein of 773 amino acids. The transcript is spliced from 18 exons. Gene Ontology annotation, molecular function: dGTPase activity. Gene Ontology annotation, cellular component: nucleus.